ACUUGAAGUAGAAAAUCUCAAACCUAACAGUCAAAACUACCCGUCUCAUACUACCUUCCUUCUCUACCCUCAUACAUACCAAAACUAUUUUCAUAGAGAGCUUCUCCAUUUUAACACACACACACACACUCUUUAGUUGCAGUGACUCAUCUCAUCCAUAUGAUGUUAGAGUGGUAUGACUUUGUAUGUAUUGGCAUCGUUGGAUGUUCCAUCCUCAGUGCCUUAUAUGUACUAUGGAUAAACGAAGGACCCUCUUCCUCUCAGUCCGAUUUUGAUAUUUUGGUUAACACCCUUCUGGAGGCUUCACCCUCACCAGACAAUAGAGUGAUCAUAGGUCAUGUCACCACUUCCCAACUAUGGACAAGCUGUUGGAGAGGAGUUCAUCCUCUGGUGUUGUUAGCUACACGUUUCAUUUCUCUUGUCAGCAUGGUUGUGCUAUUAUCAUUCGAUCUUCACGAAUACGACGCAACCAUCUUUUACUACUAUACAGAGUGGACUUUCACAUUAGUAAUGAUUUAUUUUGCAUUGGGGACAACAGUAUCUGCAUAUGGAUGUUGGAAGUUGUUGAACAAAUCUCCUCCGGUUCAAAAUGGAUUUCUGAGAAGAGAUUUGGAAACAAAAAGUUUCACCAGUUUGCAAAGCAGGUAUGUUGAUGAGAAGUUUGAACAAGCAGCAGGUUUCUGGGGUUACCUCAUGCAAAUUACCUACCAGACUAGUGCAGGAGCUGUGAUCUUAACAGACAUUGUAUUUUGGUGUGUAAUUGUCCCAUUCUUGUCCAUUUCUCGUUUUAAAUUAAACAUGUUGAUGGGUUGCAUGCAUACUUUGAAUGUAGUUUUCCUUCUUUUGGAUACAAUGCUGAAUAAUCUUUCUUUUCCAUGGUUUAGAAUUGCAUACUUUGUGCUAUGGAGCUGCUCAUAUGUUAUAUUCCAAUGGGUUAUACAUGCAUGUGGUUUCAGAUGGUGGCCUUAUCCAUUUCUCGAGCUUAAUACGCCAUGGUGUUCCCUAUGGUAUAUCUGCAUGGCGAUAGCUCACAUACCCUGCUACGGCAUCUAUUCAUUGAUAGUGAAAGCGAAAAUUGAUAUUCUUCCGAGAUUCUUCCCUCAUGCCUUCUUGAAGUCAUACUAGUUUAGUUGUCGCUAUAGUUUUAAAUUUCAAUUUGCAAAAUGCGGACAAAUGGAGUCAUAAUUAAGAUUGUGAUGCCGUUGCAAAGAAAUGCAAAACUGUUAUAACUUAUAACUAUAGUGGGCAUGUGAAAUAGAAGAAAAGUACAAAUGGCUUGUUCACAUCUAUUGGAAAACCAA
Molecule: messenger RNA, 1301 nt
Organism: Vicia villosa (hairy vetch)
Lineage: Eukaryota; Viridiplantae; Streptophyta; Magnoliopsida; Fabales; Fabaceae
Exons: 8
Coding region: 160-1125 (321 amino acids)
Cellular component (GO): membrane
Source: RefSeq, a predicted model, not a curated record